Molecule: messenger RNA, 1614 nt
Organism: Dicrocoelium dendriticum
Lineage: Eukaryota; Metazoa; Platyhelminthes; Trematoda; Plagiorchiida; Dicrocoeliidae
Source: the annotation of a GenBank genome assembly
AUGUUGUCCCACUAUCGUCGUUUCCUACCUGAUGCCUCGACCAUUCUUGCUCCAUUAAACGAACUGUUACAUAAAAACAUCCCGUGGAUGUGGAAAAGUGAGCAUCAAUCUGCUUUUACUUGUGCAAAGAAGUGUCUUGCUUCCGCACCUAUUUUGGUCCAUUACGAUAGUGAAAAACCGUUAAUCUUACAAUGUGACGCCUCUCCAUACGGAGUCGGAACAGUUCUAUGCCAUAAAAUGUCCAAUGGUGCCAUUCACCCGAUUGCAUUUGCUUCACGAACUUUACAACCCGCCGAAAAGAAUUACUCCCAGCUGGAUAAAGAAGCCCUGUCAGUAAUAUCUGGCGUCGAGGGGUUUCAUCAGUACAUUUGGGGAAACUAUUUCGAAAUACAAACCGAUCACAAACCACUGAUACCCUUGCUGAGCGAGUCAAAGGAAAUCGAGCAGAUGUUUUCACCGAGAAGGCAAUGCUGGGCAUUAAUAUUAGGUGCAUAUAAAUAUCGAAUCUCGUAUAUUCCUGGGUUGAACAAUCAUACAGCGGAUGCAUUAAGCAGGUUACCACAUGCGACCCCAGACGAAACACUGGAGGAACCAUUAGAGCUUGUAAAUCUAAUGCAACACCUCGACACCACUCCAUUGACAGGUGACACCAUACGUCAGUGGACCGAUCGUGACCCAACGCUAUCUUCUAUAGUGCGAUUUACAAAAACCGGCUGGCCUACUACUGUUCCCGUCGAGCUUAAACCUUACGCACAACGGAAAAAUGAAUUGAGCCUUCACGAUGGAUGCUUGUUUUGGGGAUCCCGCCUGAUUCCACCGCUAAAGGCACGGCCGUUCAUCAUAAAGGAACUCCACAACGCACAUCUAGGCGUUGCCCGAAUGAAAGCCUUGGCGCGCGGUUAUUGCUGGUGGCCUGGUCUAGAUACAGAGAUAGAGAACUAUCUAAAAACAUGUGGUUGGUGUCAGCAGUAUCAGUCAAAUAAAGCUCCCGGUCCGGUACACCAUUGGCGUUGGCCUGAAAAGCCAUGGCAGCGCAUCCAUGCGGAUUACUUUGGACCCAUUAAUGGUGUAUUUCUCCCGAUGCUAAUUGACGCUCAUUCGAAAUGGAUAGAUGUUUAUCCCGUUGUCCACCCUACUACAGAGACAACUAUCUCCAAAAUGCGGUCGUCAUUUGCAAUCUUUGGGAUACCGGAGACACUCUGCACAGACAAUGGGUCAUGUUUCACUAGCAAAGAAUUUGAAAUCUUCAUGAAUAGCAAUGGUGUCCAGCAUGUCCGUACAGCUCCAUAUCACCCUGCUUCGAAUGGGCUAGCGGAAAGGGCAGUGCAGACAAUUAAAAGAGGUCUGUCGAAACAAGCACCAGGAACUGUUCAGGCGAGGUUAGAUCGCUUGCUAUUUGCUUACAGGAUAACGCCCUCGGAAGCCAUUGGUAAAUCACCCGCGGAGAUGAUGUUUGGCAGAACGCUCCGUACCAGGCUGGAUCUUCUGUUUCCAAAUCAUAGAGCACAAAUGGAGAAGAAACAAGACAAGGCUGCCGCAUCGCAAAAUAACCACGACUCUAGUUGGCAGCCGGGUGAUCCCGUAUAUACAAGACUUCCCCAUGAGCACUGCUAG